ACAAUUAAUUGUUAUAAAACGGAAAUAAAUUAUCUUCUAAAUGACUAUCAAAACUAUUGACCAAGACCUUGACCAAUGCAAAUGGAUUAGAUCUUCAUAAAUUUUAUGACGAUGGGUACCACCAGAUCCUGAACCGGAUUUUGGGAAGAACCCACCUCCAACACAGGACACAUAUAUAUACUCUCUGCAAGCAAGAGGGUUUGCUAAAUUGUAUUUAGUUUCAUCUCCGUUCCCUAUCAUUAGUUAUUUUGCUUCUAAACUCUUGUCUCCACUUUCAGUUAAUAUGAGGUGUUUCUUUAGCUGUGUAAACCCAUUGAAGGCUCAGUUUCCAAAGAAGAACAAUGCAUGCAUAUCCCCACCUCUUCUCUCUCUACUGAAUAACUUCGAGACAAGUUUGAGGCUAUCGAUUACAAAACUUAUACUAAAGGAUGAUGAUAAGAAUGCUUUUCUCACUGUUUCUUGGAUGAUUCAAGCAAUGCGCUCUCUUUGUGAGACACACCAGAGUAUCAAGACACUCGUGACCGAUCUAAACCUUCUUGUAUCCCACACGGAAGAAAGUUUGAUGUAUGCGUACUCCGACAUUAGCUCGAAGCUGCUUCAACUCUGCGACGCCUUCAUCUUAGAGCUGGACCGUAUCAACCACGUAAACUUGUUACUCAAGCUUGCUUUUAGUAAUGCUGAGGAAUUUUCUCUAUCGCAGUUCAACUGUUGGAGGCAGCUCAUGGCUUCCAAGAACCCUAGUAUCGAAAACUGCGGUGAGGUUUUGAGUAGUCUUGUUGAAUCCAUGAAUCGUUAUCAUCGUCUCUACAAGAAGAAACAAUCUGAAAAAGUAAAAGUCUUCAUGCGAGCUCUAUAUGGUGUAAUGGUCAAGACCUUAUACAUAUGCAGCGUGUUUGCUGCAGCGUUCUCUGGUUCUUCCAAGAAUAUAUUGUAUCUAACCAUUCCAAAGGAGAUGGAGGAGGUUCCAUGGGAACAAGCAUUCAUGGAACUUCAGAACAUGAUCAAUCGGGAGAUCAAGAACACGUUGUUUUCAGAUAAAUUCACGGGUAUAAAAGAUAUUCAGGCUGUUGAAUCUGGUGCGGAGAAGCUUUACGCAGAGGUCCAAAAAAAGCUAGCUCCUAAUAUGUUGAUGGCGGAGUUACUGAAGCGAUCAGUGAUUGAAAUUCCAGAAAGGUUUGAUAUUAUCUCCAACGAAACGCGUUGUUUGCGGGAGACAAUGAUCUCUGCUCGAGAAGCAUUGUUCAAGAGGGGUUGGAACAAAAUAUGAAGAUGAGUUGGGAGUGAGUGAUGUUGCCAAUGAUUAUGAGUGUUAAGACUUGUUUGUGAGUAGUGUAGGGUGUGUUUCUUCUUGUCUCAUGUUAUGUAUGAGGGCUUUUAAAGAAGUUCCUUCAGAAUUCAUGCACGCAUGCAUGUCAUCAAGUUAUUCUCACCCCCAUAAACUAUGGAGUCAAAUUAAUUUUGGAUUAGAUUCUUGAUAAGCAAGCAUAAAACACAAUCAAUGAAUCAGAUUUAUCCAGGUCCAACAAAUACAAGAUAUUUUUUCCUCUAAUAUGAUGCUUGACAUAGAUUUUCAUGUUUACCAUGCUUUUAUCUCUUUGAUCCUAAAACAACGAUCAUCAUUAUAAAUAGUUGUGAUAACAACUUCAUGAUCUUACAGUUUUAGCUGAAGACAAAUAAUAAAACCAAAGUUAGUUUUUGCUAAUUUGAGUUUGAAUACUAAGAACCACACAACAACAAGAAAAUUGACUAUUGCUAUUUGCAAGUGAACUUUGUGACAUAAAGUGUAUUAUUUAUAUUUAUAAACUUGGAAGCAAAUCUACAAAGCAAGCAGAUUGUUUCUUCCUUUUUAUUCAUAAAAUUACAAAAAAAAAGAGAGAAAAAGAGAUAUAUGAGUUUGACAACUAUAUAUGCACCUCCAGGUCCUCAUCAGGCUGUGUCGCUACAUAACCAUAUUCUCCAGCAUUUGACUUAUUACA
Molecule: messenger RNA, 1976 nt
Organism: Brassica rapa (field mustard)
Lineage: Eukaryota; Viridiplantae; Streptophyta; Magnoliopsida; Brassicales; Brassicaceae
Product: protein BPS1, chloroplastic
Source: RefSeq, a predicted model, not a curated record